GUAAAAUUAAACACAUUAUUAUAAAUUAGCGACCAUGGGGUCUACAAUAACUCUUAUACCUAUUUUCAUGAAUAUUUUGGGUAUAACUUAUGCAGUGAAUCCAAAUUGUAAUUAUAAUCAGUAUUUAGACGUUGGACAAAAAGUCAGUGUACACAAUACACAAUAUCCCAACCAGUAUUCUAGAGGUUACAAUUGUAAUUGGCAGGCUCAAAGUCCUAUUGGAUCUAAGAUAAUCAUUUCGUGCGAGGAUAUUAAUUUACCAAGUACCCGACAAUGUUCUGGGGACAAGCUUAAAAUAUCACUUACCGGAGAUAAUUCAUUUUCAGAUUCAAAAAAUUAUUGCGGUGCUGGAAAACUUUCACUUGUAGCUCAAGCAAAUCGAGUAGCAAUUGAAAUAGUAUCAACAGUUGUUUCACAAGGAGGAAGAUUUAUUUGUACAUUAACUGCAGUCAAAGUUAAUAAACCUGAACCAGAACCUCAGGGUUUGACAAAUUGUGACUGUGGAUGGAAAAGAGGAACAAAAAUUGUGGGAGGAGAGCCAACUAUUGUAAAUGAAUAUCCGGCUAUGGCGGGUUUAGUGGACGUAGAAAACAGCGAGAUUAUUUGUGGCGGUAGUAUAAUUUCCAAUAGAUAUAUACUUACUGCAGCUCACUGCAUGAGGAAUAUACCUUUUCGAACCAUGGCUAUUCUUGUAGGAGACUGGAAUAUAUCCACAGGAAUGGAUACAAAUGCGGCUGCUCUUUAUAGAACUGAAAGUUAUUGGGAACAUCCAAAUUUUGACAUAGCUACUGGUCAGAAUGAUGUAGCAAUUAUCAGAACUUUGCAACCAAUUGCAUUUUCAUUAUUAGUAGGACCAGUUUGCCUUCCAUUUUUGUACUCAUACGAUACAUUUGCAAGAGAAAAUGUUACAAUAUUAGGUUGGGGACAAAUAUUUUAUAAUGGUCCAUCAUCGGAUGUUUUACAAAAGGUAGAAGUAGAAGUGAUCGCAAACACACAAUGCCAGAGAUCGUUUCGAAAUGAGAGCAUAUAUACCAGUCAGAUAUGUACCCUGACCCCGGGUAAAGAUUCUUGCCAGAUGGAUUCGGGAGGGCCGCUUCUGUGGUUAGAUCCAUCCACUUUACGAUUACAAUUGGUUGGAGUUGUAUCUUUUGGAUAUGGCUGUGCUACAAAUAGACCUUCCAUUAAUUCUCGAGUAACCAGUUUCUUAGAAUGGAUCGUUACUGUUGCAGCUGAUACCAACUAUUGCAUCAAAUAAACUAGAAAUCCCGACCAGAAUAUGUUGUCCGUACUUUUUGUUGUAAAAUAGUAACUUAAAAUAAAAAUAAUUUGUCAUAU
Molecule: messenger RNA, 1335 nt
Organism: Diabrotica balteata
Lineage: Eukaryota; Metazoa; Arthropoda; Insecta; Coleoptera; Chrysomelidae
Source: the annotation of a GenBank genome assembly